CAUCCAUACAUAGACAAAAUCUUGCAAAAAAAAAAACAGAAGUAAGAUUCAAGUAAUAUGGCAAUAGAAGUAGGCAUUUUCUCUGCUGUCAGCUUGAAGCUCCCAAUUACAAAUUACAAGCCAUUUUCUCCUCCUUUUCCACUUCACAAUCUCAAGAAAAGAAGCCAUGGUUUCAGAGUUUCAGCAAAUUUAGGUGGUGGAGGAGAGUCUGGAGAGGGAGAGAUCAAGAAAGGAGGGAAGAAGAAGUUCAUCACCAAGGAACAAGAACCAGAACAGUAUUGGCAAACAGCAGGUGAGAGAGAAGGGGAGAAUCCCAUGAAAACACCACUCCCUUACAUAAUCAUCUUUGGUAUGUCAACUCCUUUUGUUAUUUUAGCCAUUGCUUUUGCCAAUGGCUGGAUUAAGGCCCCAAUCAGAUGAUCAUGUUCACUACUUUGUAUAAAUACUACACUAUCAACAUCUUCCUCAUUUUUGUCUUCAUCACUUUUGGAAUGUACCCAAACUCUUGAGUAUUUCAAUCUCCUUUUUUACUAUGUCA
Salvia hispanica is the source of this 538-nucleotide messenger RNA. RefSeq lists its product as uncharacterized. Lineage: Eukaryota; Viridiplantae; Streptophyta; Magnoliopsida; Lamiales; Lamiaceae. Gene Ontology annotation, cellular component: chloroplast. The record is from RefSeq and is a predicted model, not a curated record.